UUUGUUUAGUCCGUAAUCAGCACCAUUUGGACGAACAGCCUUCAAGGCAGCAUAGCGUUGUUCUGAGUGUGCUGAAGUUUAGCCAGAGUAGCCUCGGAAGGUGCGUAAUUAAGACUGGAGCUCGAAAAUGAUGAGGUGUGUCUUUUUGUUGGUAUCUGUCUUGAUAUGUAGGGCGGCGGCACUGUACGACUCACGGGACGACGUUGUUGAGCUGACAGACAGCAACUUCCGAAAUCGGGUGCAAAACAGUGAUGAAGUCUGGAUUGUCGAAUUCUUCGCCCCGUGGUGCGGUCACUGUAAAAAUCUGGCCCCUGAAUAUAAGAAAGCAGCACGAGCUCUCAAAGGCGUUGUGAAAAUUGGAGCUAUCGACGCGGACCAACAUAAAUCAAUCGGUGGUCAAUAUGGAAUUCGUGGAUUCCCAACGAUCAAAAUAUUUAUUCCUGGGAACUCAAAACCCAUCGAGUAUCAAGGAGCACGUACCGCUGACGGACUUGUUGACGCUGCCCUGAGAGAACUGAAGAAUGUUGUCAACAAGAGGCUUGGCAGAGGAAGCUCUUCUAGCGGUUCUUCUGGGACAGGAGGAUCUGAAAAUGAUAAAGAUGUUGUGCAACUAACCGCAGAGAACUUCAAAAAGCUGGUCCUUGAUUCGAAAGAUCUUUGGCUGGUUGAGUUCUUCGCACCAUGGUGUGGUCACUGUAAAAAUCUUGCACCACACUGGGCUAAAGCGGCCACACAGCUGAGGGGUCAAGUGAAACUCGGUGCGGUUGAUGCUACUGUGUACCAAGAACUAGCCCAGGAAUAUGGCGUUCGCGGAUAUCCUACUAUCAAAUAUUUCCCGGCUGGACCAAAGGAUCGGUCAUCUGCCGAAGAGUAUAACGGUGGUCGAACUGCCGAUGACAUCGUUGCCUGGGCAUCGGAGAAAGCGCUCGAAAACGCUCCACCGCCUGAAGUAAUUCAGCUCACAAAUGAAAAACUACUCAUCGAUGCAUGCACUGAUAACCAACUAUGUGUGGUGGCCGUUCUACCGCACAUACUUGACUGCCAAUCGGAAUGCCGUAAUAACUUCAUCACUGACCUUAAAAGCCUCGCGGAGAAAUUCAAGAAGCAGAAGUGGGGUUGGUUGUGGUCCGAGGCCAUGGCUCAGCCGAAACUCGAGGAGGCCCUAGAAAUCGGCGGUUUUGGCUACCCAGCUCUAGCUGUGGUCAACUCGCGCAAGAUGAAAUACUCGCUUAUGCGCGGCUCCUUUUCUUUCGACGGCAUCAGUGAGUUCCUUCGGGAGGUGUCCUUCGGAAGAGGCCGUAGCGCACCUGUAGCGGGCGCCAAACUGCCGAAGGUCGAACCGAUCCAAGCUUGGGAUGGUAAAGAUGGCAAAUUGGAAGAACCAGAGGAUAUUGAUCUAUCUGAUGUGUCUCUUGAAGACGAUGAACCUAAUCCGGCCAAGCGCACCGAGCUUUAAAAAGGCGUCUUGGUCAUGAAAGCGUAUACCAACAGCAUGAUAAUUAGUCGAAGUUUUAAUAAGACACCAGACUAUUCCACACCGAUGGCCACGCUGGUCCAGCACAGUACAUGGCCACACAAUAUUAUAUUCUGUGCAGCAGAUUAGCAAACUAAUCUUGCGUAGUAAAACGUUGAACUGUUAAAGCAGUUCUGACAGCGUAACACGUUUUCCAAGCUUUGUCAACCAGUUGGGAAUAUAUUACAAUCCACUUGAUCCUCAAUCCGUACAGCUCCUGCCAAUGUCUACGACAACGUAGUUCUACAACGUUGUUGUAAAUCUACAAAGUCGUGGAGCACGGUACCAUUGUAGUUUUGUAAUUAAAGUUUUAUAAAAAAAAAUGGAAGAGAUAGCUCUCGCGUGGAAAGUUUAUACUAUUAUCGUGGGUAUAAUAGGGACACUGAAUAUCGUGGCACAGAUAUGGAGCGCAGAGACGCUGUUUCCAGACAAGCGUAUAUAUAUAUAUAUAUAUUAUAUGUAAAUAAAAGUAUGGAGAGGCGGUAUAGGGGU
This is a messenger RNA of Varroa destructor (honeybee mite), 2005 nucleotides long. RefSeq names its product Protein disulfide-isomerase A6 homolog CaBP1 (gene CaBP1). Gene Ontology annotation, cellular component: endoplasmic reticulum lumen. The record is from RefSeq and is a predicted model, not a curated record. Gene Ontology annotation, biological process: response to endoplasmic reticulum stress. NCBI's taxonomy places the organism in Eukaryota, Metazoa, Arthropoda, Arachnida, Mesostigmata, Varroidae. Gene Ontology annotation, molecular function: protein disulfide isomerase activity; protein-disulfide reductase activity.